Messenger RNA from Brienomyrus brachyistius, 1295 nucleotides. It is a transcript of the gene nicol1, whose product is annotated as chromosome 12 C4orf48 homolog. The transcript is spliced from 4 exons. The record is from RefSeq and is a predicted model, not a curated record. Lineage: Eukaryota; Metazoa; Chordata; Actinopteri; Osteoglossiformes; Mormyridae. Bases 157 to 441 code for a protein of 94 amino acids.
CCGUCUGUUUUGGCCUGAACCUACGGUGGCCCGUGAAGGACAAUAAGCACCGGUGCGCUUACUGCACGCCAAAACCGAGCUUCAGAAGGUAGUUAUAGGCGGCGACUAGCAACGUUUUGUUCUCCAUCAAAGGCAAUUGAGAUUUUCGGUACCAGCAUGAGGACCAAAGGCUUCUUGCAGCCUGUCUGUGCUGCCGUGGCGCUACUGAUGAUAGUCGAGCUGCUCUGUUUCAGGCUGACUGAAGCGAGCCAGGAAACUGGGACUGUCAUCCCGGCCGAGAGCAGACCCUGUGUGGACUGCCAUGCUUUCGAAUUUAUGCAGAGGGCAUUACAAGAUCUGAGGAAGACGGCCUUCAACCUUGACUCAAGGACAGAGAGCUUGGUCCUGCGGGCAGAAAGGAGAGCCCUGUGCGACUGCAUGCCCACCAACACACUCAGCUGAGCAGAUGAACCCCACCCGCACUCCCAUGAUGCCCAGUCCCAAAUGCACGUCCUUCCAUGACCUUCUGUGCUGGAGAUAGCCACAAACUCUAAUCAUCACUUCAAAGUAAAGCUUAGACAGGCCUGAUAGUGUGUCUGUAUUUCUUAAGUACCCCAAAUGUUUUUAUAAAAGCUUAUAUAUUAACUAACUGUUCAGCUUACAAGAGUAUUUACAAUGUAGGUAUGCUUUGAGAGUUAAGUGGGUCUGAUUAUUGGUUUCGGAAAUGAUUUCUAAAUUAUUAAAUAGCUAGACUGUUUAAGGAAUUAAUAUGAGGAAAAAAAUAAUGCGUAGUGAUAAAUUUAACAGUAAUUCUUUUUACUGCUUAAUGUUUUAGAUUAAAUUAGCUUUGUACAUUAGUAUGAACUUAUAGCAUCUCGUGGUUCUUCACAGUGAGUUGGACUUGUGGUGUAAAUCUCAUUUUGUAAGGGAAGGUGCCGUCACUGAUAACGGCACGCACAGAGGUCAGUCCCUUUGAGUCUUAAAUACCUUUAGAGUGUUUCACAGAACAGCCGGGGGGUUUGCUGGGUGGCGAUGGGGGUUCAGUCAGCAUGUACCUGAAGCCCCCCCCUCCGCCGGCAGCCGCCCCAUCCUGCCCCGUACCCACACCUUCAUCCCGUACCACCCGGACAGACGGCAGAGGACCGAAAUGCUCGCGGCUGCCGGGAGGGGCUGAGCGUUAAUCGCUAGUCAUCUCGUCUCCCGUAACACCUGUUGACGUUUUAGUUGCCUACAUGUUCUGUGCUUGGGCAGCGGAUGAGCUGUAAUCGUUAAUAAUCGUCCUAUUGGCAUCUCCAGCAUUAAAACAGUUUUCCCAC